Phytophthora nicotianae INRA-310 is the source of this 3135-nucleotide messenger RNA. RefSeq lists its product as hypothetical. The transcript has 5 exons. The record is from RefSeq and is a predicted model, not a curated record. Bases 1 to 3135 code for a protein of 1044 amino acids. Lineage: Eukaryota; Oomycota; Peronosporomycetes; Peronosporales; Peronosporaceae.
AUGCACGAGCAGCAGCAAGAUAUAAUGCAACAAACGGAAGAGCACCGGCGAUUCCUAGAAGAACAGUUCCGGUUGUUGAAAGCGGCUGAAGAAGCUGUGGGUCUACAGGGGAAGCGUCUGGAGAGCCUAGUAGAGGCGGUGCAGCCUCAUCUUCAAGCGCGCUGGGGUGCGUUCGAGCAAGGAGCAGCACCUCCAUCGGGGAACCGCAGCUCUGAGACGCCUGUCACAGUAGCUGCUGGAACCAGCCAGCCGGUACCCCCGAUAUACCGAGGCAGCUCUAAGAAGGAGAAGCAUGACUUCAUGGAUAGUUACGCCAUCUCUACACGUCGCAUUAAAGCUUUAAACCAAGGCACACAAGCGAGCAUAUUUGUGAUGCCUCUUAGUGCCUGCAUCGAGCAGAGCACGAUGGUGCGCAUUUGUGGCUUUGAAUUAUUCAAGGAUGAGAGAGAUGUUACAGAAAGGGAAUGGAAGAACUACUUUUUGUCCGCUCACAUCCCAGAUCACACUGUAUUAUACACUAUCGUGGAUCGAUUAAACAUGGAAGACGUGAUUCAAACAGAACCAAAGAAAGUUAUCGGAUAUUUAGUGGAGGCUCUACGACCACCAGCAUUUAAAGCGACUGUGAAAGAUCAGUUGGGGCGUCAGAUCCACAAGGCGACUAAGUCGAGUAUUCAAGCAUUCUUGAAGUGGCUUCGGGUUGAGCUGGAGGGGUUCAUGCGAUUCGAGGCUCACAUCGCGGGCCCGCGAGGAACUGGAGAAGGUAAGGCCACGUCGAGUGAAGCUAAGCCGGCGACGGUGUCGUACAAAGCGAGGCCUCCAGCGCCAUCGAAGACAGAAAAACCAGACAAAACGUGUUUUAAGUGUGGCGAUCCGACCCAUGGUGUUUUCCCAUGCCCGAACAUUGCUAGUCUACUGGAGGCGAAGGAAAUAUACGAGAAGAGCACUGGAAAAAAGGUGAUGAAGCCCGUUUUGGUAGCCACUACCGGGGGAACAACGCAGGAGACGUCUGCAUCGAUUCCGUGCCUGGUGAUGGGAGCUGUGGAGACUUUAAUCACUCCCGACAGUGCUGCCUCCGUGUCUCUAGUGACAAUGAAAUUGAUUAACGACUUGAAGUCGGCCGGAGGAGAGGUGGAGAUGCAGCCUUUGGCAAAGCCAUCAGGCGUGACCGGCGUAGGGGAUAAGACCGUUUCUGUUAGGACCAAAGUGAAGCUAGAUCUGCGUUUUACGACUCCAGGAGAACCCUUGAUUUUGAGGACCGUAAACUGUUGGGUCACGGAGGACAGUCUUCCGGCUGGAGUUGGCGAUUCAUUGCUCUCGUAUUACAUCAUGGAGCAUCUAGGCUACAGCUCGAAAACAUUGAUUGCAGCAGCUCAGAGUUUGCAGGAAAUUUGGGAUAUGGGGGAUGUUGAAGACGAUUGUGAACUGGGUCUCUCAAAGGUUCUUGCGUACUCUGAAGCGCCUUCGGCGAUCGAGCCGACAGUAGAGAAAACCCAACUGCACGACGACAAAGACCGUGCGUGUUUUCCAAGUUUCGACGGUGCAACCCGAUCGGAAGAUGAUGAAGUGGCUGCGGUUCUGGAAGAGAAGCUUGCGGAAGUUAAAGAAGAGGGGGCGUCCCGCGAGUAUGUAGAGCAACUGCGAGUCGUGCUAGUGAAGUUCAAAGACGUGUUCAGACUGAAAAUCGGGAGGGAUCCACCCGUUGACAUGCCUGCGAUGGAAAUAACACUGAAACCUGGCGCAGUUCCAGUACGGUGCUGGGCUCGGCGCAACUCACCAGAGCACCGUGAGUUCUUGAAGAAGCAUAUACGUGAAUUGCUGGAAGCUGGCUUGUGUUACAGGAACUCUCAGAGUAAGUGGUGCUCACCUCCGCACGUGGUGCGGAAGCCUGGAGUGGGAAAUUUCAGGAUGACUGUGGAUGUAAAACUAGCAAAUGAGAAAGUUGAAAAGGUCGUGUGGCCAAUACCGAUUCUUGAGGUGGAAUUUGAUCGCCUACGCGGAUCGUCCCGUUACUUCUCGCUAGAUUUCUUUAAGGGAAUUUUCCAAUUCGUCAUGGCGGUGCACUACCCGGAGAUUUACUCUAUUCUAACUGAGGACGGAGUGGUCACGCCCACGCGCGUUCACAUGGGAGGAACGAACAGCGUGGCACAUGUGCAUUCGACCGUGCAAGCAAUGUUCGCGGAGGUGUUUAACAACGGGCUUCUCAUCUGGAUAGAGGAUCCCUUGGGAUACGAGAAGGAUGAUGUGGGUCUGUUGCAGUUGCUGGAACUGUGGUGCGGGCGCGUGGUGUCGGGCGAGGGUGUGCGUUACGACCCCGCCCGCUUUGAGGCACUGGUGCGAUUGCCACCUCCGUCGACAGGGAAUGAAUUGCAGCAGUUUAUAUGCGCAUUGAAUUGGAUGCGCAGCUCACUACCAGCGUACAAUAAGUUAGUGCAUCCGCUAGUACAACUCGUGGAAGAAAUCUACAAGAAAGCGGGUGGUCGGAAAAAGCAACUUGUGCGCAAGGUUGCUUUAAGUGAUGUUGGCUGGGGCCAUGAACAUCAAGAGUAUUUUGAGCGUUGUAAGACGACAUUGAGCAAGGCGUUGCAGCUGGCGCACCCGGACCCAGCCAAGCGUUUGUGCAUCUUCACGGAAGCCAGCGACCUGCACUGGAGUGCAGCAGUGACUCAAAUACUGCUUGACCAGCAGCACCAGCCCCUUGGCGAGCAAGAACACCAACCGUUAAUGAUGCUAAGCGGGACUUUCUCGGGAUCAGCUAAGCGUUGGGCUAUAGUUGAGAAAGCAGCCUAUGCGAUAGUGGAGAGUUGCCGGCGUGCACCGUACAUUUUCGACCCGCAUGGAGUGUCCAGUGCAGUACCCAAGUACACGGCCGACAAACUUCAUCGCUGGUCUCUACUGCUGAUGGCUUAUCGCUACGACAUCUUUGAUAUUGCAGGAGAUGAUAACGUGUGGGCCGACUUACUAUCAAGGUGGGGCUCGACGUUUCUAACUAUCAGUGCAAUAAGACAUCUGCAAAUGCCUUUAUCGCCGCAGUUGGAUGCGGAGUUUGUGUGGCCUUCACUUGAGGAGUUUCAACGCGCACAGGAGAGUGCGUCACUGCCUGAGGGAGCCCAUAAGUCGGACGACAACAGCAUCUGA